Molecule: messenger RNA, 1653 nt
Organism: Ascochyta rabiei
Lineage: Eukaryota; Fungi; Ascomycota; Dothideomycetes; Pleosporales; Didymellaceae
Exons: 2
Coding region: 1-1653 (550 amino acids)
Biological process (GO): proteolysis
Molecular function (GO): serine-type exopeptidase activity; dipeptidyl-peptidase activity
Source: RefSeq, a predicted model, not a curated record
AUGCGUUUUUCCACUGUCAUUGCAGGACUCCUGUUCGGCCUCGAGGCCACGGCUAUUCGCGUUGGGCCCGUGAAGGCUGCACAGAAAGAAGUUGAGGUUCGAAAUGCAAAGUCACGACGCAGCCUUUACAAGCGCGACGACAAGCCCGACCUAACGCUGUUGUACCCUGAGCACAACAUCUCAGUUCCUAUUGACUUCUUCCAUAACGAUACGCGCUAUGAGCCGCACUCGAACGGAUCCUUUAAUCUCAGGUACUGGUUUGACGACACUUACUAUGAGCCUGGCGGCCCUGUCUUCGUUCUUCUUGGAGGCGAGACUGAUGGCGCUGAUCGUCUGCCCUUCCUGCAGAAGGGCAUUGUUCACCAAGUCAUCAAAGCUACCAAGGGUCUCGGAGUGAUUCUUGAACACCGUUACUAUGGCACCAGUUUUCCUACCGAAGAUCUGACUACUAAGAACCUGCGCUUCUUAUCGACCGAGCAAGCUCUUGCUGAAGUUGACUACUUUGCGAAAAAUGUCAAGUUUGCAGGCCACGAAGACAAGGACCUCACAGCGCCAUCCACCCCCUGGGUUGUGUACGGAGGCUCCUACGCCGGUGCCCAGGCUGCUUUCCUACGCGUCACAUACCCUGAGACAUUCUGGGGUGCUAUCUCUUCCUCCGGAGUCACAUUUGCUAUCUAUGACUUCUGGCAGUACUUUGAACCCAUCAGACUGUUUGGUCCUCCCGACUGCAUCAAGAACACCCAGACCUUGACCGAUGUCGUCGACAAGCACUUGCUGGGCAACAACACUGCCAAUAUCCAGGCACUUAAGACCGUCUUCGGUCUCGGCGAUAUCACGGAUAACAGAGACUUCGCGAACCAGCUGACUGGUGUCUACGGAUGGCAAAGCACUAACUGGGAUCCUGAAGUAAACUCGCCUUCGUUCUACAGUUACUGCCGAAACGUGACCCAGUCUGCCGACCUAGCCGCACCUGCGACCGAGAGCUUGCGCCCCACGGUUGCUAGCAUAGUUUCAGCGGCAGGCUACGGCAAUGACACGCUUGUCCAAAACAUCACACUGAACGCGAUCAGCUGGGUCAACCAGACCGUUCUUCCUGGCUGGCGAAGAUCCAAUUACACCCAGGACAGAUACUUCACCAACCUUAAUGCGACCGCUCUGCAGCAGCACACUGCCCUUGAAGACUACGGCUACACCAGCUGGAGCUACCAAGUCUGCACCGAAUGGGGUUACAUCCAGACCGGGAACACCCCCGCCGACAUUAAACCCCUAAUCUCGCGUACGCUCGACAUGGAUUACCUGACCUUUUUCUGCCGCGCGCAGUUCAACAUCACCACACCACCGGAUCUUGAGAAGGUCAACAAAUACGGCGGCUACAACAUCAGCUACCCUCGCCUCGCUAUCAUUGGCGGAAACGCUGACCCCUGGCGCCCGGCCACGCCGCUUUGGUACCCAGACACCAGGGAGGACACUGUGGAGGAGCCGUGGCACAUCAUCAGCCAUGGUGUACACCACUGGGAAGAGAACGGCAUCUUCGAUAACGAGACCACGCCUAUCUUGCCGCCCAACCAGGUCAUCUACGCGCAGCAGUACUUGAAGAAUUUUGUCGUGGAUUGGUUGGCUGAGUGGAAGGGUGGUUACCAGACCGAGCUUUAA